Molecule: messenger RNA, 2584 nt
Organism: Phyllostomus discolor (pale spear-nosed bat)
Lineage: Eukaryota; Metazoa; Chordata; Mammalia; Chiroptera; Phyllostomidae
Gene: MYT1L
Product: myelin transcription factor 1 like
Exons: 19
Coding region: 33-2477 (814 amino acids)
Biological process (GO): regulation of transcription by RNA polymerase II
Cellular component (GO): nucleus
Molecular function (GO): zinc ion binding; DNA-binding transcription factor activity, RNA polymerase II-specific; RNA polymerase II cis-regulatory region sequence-specific DNA binding
Source: RefSeq, a predicted model, not a curated record
GGGGCACUGACCGCCUGCUCAUCUGUCCCCAGAUGGAGGUGGACCCGGAGGAGAAGCGCCACCGCACGCGGUCCAAAGGGGUCCGAGUGCCCGUGGAGCCGGCCAUCCAGGAGCUGUUCAGCUGUCCCACCCCCGGCUGUGACGGCAGCGGCCACGUCAGCGGCAAAUACGCGAGACACAGAAGUGUGUAUGGCUGCCCCUUGGCCAAAAAGAGGAAAACCCAGGACAAGCAGCCCCAGGAGCCGGCUCCCAAGCGGAAGGCGUUCUCGGCGAAGGCCGACAGCUCCUCGGCGGAUGAGCGCUACGAGAGCGACGACGGCACGGAGGACCUGGACGAGAAGGACGAGGAGGAGGAGGAGGAGGAGGAGUUCUCGGAGGAGGAGGAGGACGAGGAGGGGGACCGCGAGGACGAGGAGGAGCUGGAGGAGGACGACGAGGACGAGGAGGAGGAUGCAGAGGAUGUCUCCUCCGAGUGUGAAAUGUUCACUCUCCUGACACCUGUUGUCCUUUCAGAUCCCUCAAGAGCAGAAAAGAAAGAGAGCAAGUGUCCGACCCCAGGCUGUGACGGAACCGGCCACGUGACCGGGCUGUACCCGCAUCACCGCAGCCUGUCCGGAUGCCCGCACAAGGACAGGGUCCCCCCGGAAAUCCUGGCCAUGCACGAGAACGUCCUCAAGUGUCCCACUCCCGGCUGCACGGGGCGAGGGCACGUGAACAGCAACCGGAACUCGCACCGCAGCCUCUCCGGGUGCCCGAUCGCGGCGGCGGAAAAGCUGGCGAAGGCCCAGGAGAAGCACCAGAGCUGCGACGUGGCCAAGUCCAGCCAGGCCUCCGACCGCGUGCUCAGGCCGAUGUGCUUUGUAAAGCAGCUGGAGAUCCCUCACUACGGCUACAGAAACAGCGUCCCCACCACCACGCCGCGCUCCAACCUGGCCAAGGAGCUGGAGAAAUACUCCAAGACCUCGUUUGAGUGCGGCGGUUACGACAGCCACACCUACGGCAAGCGGGCCAUAGCUCCCAAGGUGCAAACCAGGGACAUAUCCCCCAAAGGAUAUGAUGCGAAGCGGCUCUGCAAAGACGGCAGCCCCAGCAGCAGCGCCGCCAGCAGCUACGCGCCCAGCAGCAGCAGCAGCCUGAGCUGCGGGGGCGGCGGCAGCAGCGCCAGCAGCACCUGCAGCAAGAGCAGCUUCGACUACACGCACGACGUGGAGGCGGCGCACAUGGCGGCCACCGCCAUCCUCAACCUGUCCACCCGCUGCCGGGAGAUGCCGCAGAGCCUGCCCGCCAAGCCGCAGGGCCUGUGUGCCGCUCGGAACCCCGACAUGGAGGUGGACGAGAACGGCACGCUGGACCUCAGCAUGAACAAGCAGCGGCCGCGGGAGGGCUGCUGCCCCGUGCUGACGCCGCUGGAGCCCAUGUCGCCGCAGCAGCAGGCCGUGAUGAGCGGCCGGUGCUUCCCGCUGAGCGAGGGCGACUGCUGGGACCUGCCCGUGGACUACACCAAGAUGAAGCCGCGGAGGGUGGACGAGGACGACUCCAAAGAGAUCGGCCCGGAAGACCUGGACCCCUUCCAGGAGGCUCUGGAAGAGAGGAGGUACCCGGGGGAGGUGACCAUCCCCAGCCCCAAGCCCAAGUACCCCCAGUGCAAGGAGGGCAAGAAGGACCUGAUCACUCUGUCGGGCUGCCCCCUGGCUGACAGGAGCAUCCGGAGCAUGCUGGCCACCAGCUCACAGGAACUCAAGUGCCCCACCCCCGGCUGCGACGGCUCCGGACACAUCACGGGCAACUACGCGUCCCACCGAAGCCUUUCAGGUUGUCCGAGGGCGAAGAAGAGCGGCAUCCGGAUAGCGCAGAGCAAGGAGGACAAGGAGGACCAGGAGCCGAUCAGGUGCCCCGUCCCCGGCUGCGACGGCCAGGGCCACAUCACCGGGAAGUACGCCUCGCACCGCAGCGCCUCGGGCUGCCCCCUGGCGGCCAAGCGGCAGAAGGACGGGUACCUCAAUGGCUCCCAGUUCUCCUGGAAGUCGGUCAAGACGGAGGGCAUGUCCUGCCCGACGCCCGGGUGCGACGGCUCGGGGCACGUCAGCGGCAGCUUCCUCACGCACCGCAGCUUGUCCGGCUGCCCGCGAGCCACGUCGGCGAUGAAGAAGGCGAAGCUGUCCGGGGAGCAGAUGCUGACCAUCCGGCAGCGAGCCAGCAACGGGAUCGAGAACGACGAGGAGAUCAAGCAGCUGGACGAGGAGAUCAAGGAGCUGAACGAGUCCAACUCGCAGAUGGAGGCCGACAUGAUCAAACUCAGGACCCAGAUCACCACCAUGGAGACCAACCUGAAGACCAUCGAGGAGGAGAACAAGGUGAUCGAGCAGCAGAACGAGUCGCUCCUGCACGAGCUGGCCAGCCUGAGCCAGUCCCUCAUCCACAGCCUGGCCAACAUCCAGCUGCCGCACAUGGAGGAUGGUGGAUGGUGGGGGCAAUAAAUGAGGUUUUUUGCAUUCCAAGGAAAUGGCAUAUGGAUUAACUGUAAGAAAUAAGUAAUUUAUUGUAAGACAACAUCAAGCCAUGGAAACUUGGCAGAAGAUUCAAA